Lymnaea stagnalis (great pond snail) is the source of this 5607-nucleotide messenger RNA. The record is from the annotation of a GenBank genome assembly. NCBI's taxonomy places the organism in Eukaryota, Metazoa, Mollusca, Gastropoda, Lymnaeidae.
UUUCAGUUAAUCUGUAUAGGCAGUUCUGGUACAGAAAAGACAUGUUUAAUAAAGCAUUUCUGUGACAGCAAGGUAAUUGUUUUUACCAUAUAACACAGGAAUAGGCAACUUACAGCCCAAAGGUCACAAACAUUUAAGCUUAAUGCAGCCCACUAGAUCUUCCAGGACAGGGUUGAUUUUUUCAUAAAAUGUAUAAAUUAUAAAUUAUUUUUUUGUAAAAGCCUUUGGAAAUUAAUAAUCACAGAGUAAAAUGUUCCAGCUGUAAGACCCGGUAUCAAUAAUAAAAUCAAAUUAAAAAUUAUUCCACAGCUUAUAUUUUAAAUUGAAAUUUAGUGAAUUUCCGAAGCCCCAUUUCAAAAAUAUUUAUUUAAAAAUUAUCAUGCUUCCUACCCAAAAAAAUUUCCAUUAGGCCCUCAGCACAAAAAGGUUGCCUACCCUUCAUAUAACUGGAAAGUUAUUCCCCUAAAAUUUAAAUGUACCGGUAGAUAAAGUUCAGGGUUAAUAAAAACUGGGGGUAAAUCCAUAGCAAAAUAAUUAUGUUUUAUAUGCAAGUAAAGGAAAGAGUGUGGAAAAGUUUUGAAGGCUAGUUCUUCAUACACGCUGAAGUAGCAUGGAUAAAAUAAAUAUUCAUUUCAAUUCAACAAGCAUCAAAAUAAAGUAUAAAGUGCAAUGACAGAUAUGUACAUAGUAAGAUAUCUUUUGCCACUUUCAAGGGGAUUCAUUCAACUGCAUAGAAAAUUUAAUCAAACACACAUACUUAAACAAAUUUUACAGCUACAUCUUCAAUUUUUAAUGGUGCAAAUUUGAGGUAGGAAAACUUUUUUGUCCGCAAAACAAAUGAAUCAAGGAAAGUUUAUGUCACAUCAUGUUCAAAGGAAAUCAUAUCUGCUCCCAAAUUAUCCAAAAUCUUUGUGGGGGGGGGGGGGUUGCAAUCACCAACACAUAUUCAUAUAGGUGCAAUGGCUAUGGUUUGUAAGUCGUAUCUCAUUUUAAUUUUGUUUAAAUUAUUUUUGAGAAAUAAUUAAACAAUAUUUCCUAUCAAUACAAUAAACUAGCUUUAACUUCUACAUUAACAAAUAGAAUCCCUUUAAAAAGAGGAGAAAAAAUUCCCUAAGUAUGCUUUGGUUUUUUCAUGUGUUGUCAAUAAUUUCUCUUGCUUCCUUCACAAUCUAAUUUUUUUUUUUUAAUUAUUGAAAAGUUAAAGUAUACUUAUAAAAAGCAGUACAACUUUCCAGUUCAAUUCAGGUUACCAGGCAACAGUUGGGGUAGAUUAUGGAUUUAAAGUUCAGCAUCUCAAUGGAAUUGACUGUAAGUUUUUAAUAAAUAAUAUCAGAUGCAUUUUGUACAGCUGCAUCUCUUUAUGCAAGGAUUCAUCCUCAAUUUUAUUCCAUUUUCUUAAUUUCUAGUAUAAUAAUGUAUUAAUUUUAUAUAUUAUAAUCAAAACUAAUUAUAGUUUGGUAGACUUUAUAAAGUUUAUAAAGUGGUUGCAAAAAAUUCCAAGAAUGUAUUCAGGAAAUUGAUUUUAGAAGUGCUAGUUAUCCUUGUAUUUGUAGAUUAUGUCAUCCACAAAGACUAAACAGAGUGCCACAUGAUGAAUUAGGUGCAACGCCAUCCAGCUUUAUAAAAUAAUACAAUCAGAACACACCCGCUGCUAAAAUAACAAACUGGGUUAAAAUUGCCCUAUGUUUUCAAUUAAAAUGUAAAAUUUAUUUGGAAUGUAUUCACUCAAAAUAGUUGAAAAUUUAUUUAAAAACUACGUAAGUACCGGUAUCAAAAAAAAAAUAAUUACCCUUGUCAUUCUAUGAAAUUUUGCCUUGCAUGAAACAAUCUAUAAUUAGGAUGCACCUUAAUUAUUACAGUGAGAGUUCACCUCUGGGACUUGUCUGGCAGUUCAGAAUAUUUUGAAGUGAGAAAUGAACUCUACCCAAAGACAGAUGGCAUCUUUAUUGUCUAUGAUAUCACCAACAGUGCAUCGUUUGAAUCCCUAGACUACUGGCUAAAGGAAAUAUCAAAAUACUCAACCACAAGGCCUGUGAUUUUUAUAGUUGGAAACAAGGUAACAACAAACAAAAGAAUCAAAGUGUUGUUUCAUAAAAAUUAUCUGUAUUGCGAAAGUCCUUUUCUUGAUCAUACCUUUAACAAUUGUAGACUUUUUAAAGCUUUGUUCUAGAUAUUAGGAUUUUUAUAGUUGGAAACAAGGUAACAACAAACAAAAGAAUCAAAGUGUUGUUUCAUAAAAAUUAUCUGUAUUGCGAAAGUCCUUUUCUUGAUCAUACCUUUAACAAUUGUAGACUUUUUAAAGCUUUGUUCUAGAUAUUAGGAUUUUUAUAGUUGGAAACAAGGUAACAACAAACAAAAGAAUCAAAGUGUUGUUUCAUAAAAAUUAUCUGUAUUGCGAAAGUCCUUUUCUUGAUCAUACCUUUAACAAUUGUAGACUUUUUAAAGCUUUGUUCUAGAUAUUAGGAUUUUUAUAGUUGGAAACAAGGUAACAACAAACAAAAGAAUCAAAGUGUUGUUUCAUAAAAAUUAUCUGUAUUGCGAAAGUCCUUUUCUUGAUCAUACCUUUAACAAUUGUAGACUUUUUAAAGCUUUGUUCUAGAUAUUAGGAUUUUUAUAGUUGGAAACAAGGUAACAACAAACAAAAGAAUCAAAGUGUUGUUUCAUAAAAAUUAUCUGUAUUGCGAAAGUCCUUUUCUUGAUCAUACCUUUAACAAUUGUAGACUUUUUAAAGCUUUGUUCUAGAUAUUAGGAUUUUUAUAGUUGGAAACAAGGUAACAACAAACAAAAGAAUCAAAGUGUUGUUUCAUAAAAAUUAUCUGUAUUGCGAAAGUCCUUUUCUUGAUCAUACCUUUAACAAUUGUAGACUUUUUAAAGCUUUGUUCUAGAUAUUAGGGAUAUUAUUAUAAUAUCUUUCACUUUCAAUAAUAAAUUUCUUGAGGUACCAGUUUUAAAUGAAAUUAUUCUUCAGACUUAUAUAAGCCUUAAAUCAUUUAUCUGCCCUCCAUGCAUUUUUUAGUUUUCAUUUUUGUAUGAACAUUAUUUAUAUUACAUUUACCGGCAAAUAAAGUUGACAACCCGAAAAAUGAAUCUAAAAUGUGAGGAAAAUAAAUCUAAAAGGAAUUUCACUGUUAAUUAAUUUUUUUUAAACAUUUCUUGUGAGGAGAAAAAAUAUUUUUAUCAUAAAAAUUUCUUUAAGAAAUUAAUAUCGACUUAUUUAAUUGAAAUAUUUUAAAAUUUUUUGUUGAAAUGGACUUUGAGAAUGGAUGCAACAUGGCUGAACACUGAGGGAUGGCAGGGCGCCGAUAAUGAGAGAUAUUGUUCAUUUAGUUGUUUCAAUUAUGUGUUAGCUCAUCUCUCGAAAUCAAUCAAGGCCAUUUAAUUUUAAUCAUCGGAUUGGUGAUGGGAUCGCUACUGUCUAAGGGUGGGCAGAUGGCGGAUAAGAAUGAUUCUGGCACAAAAUAUUCUUGUACAGCAAGUGCAAGGGAUGGAUGUGACAUCUCCAGGUGCAAAGUUAGCCUUGGCUUGUCUUUUGUGACUUCAGCAGCCGAUCUAUUGGUUUCAUGUUUAUACCGCCUUGCAUAAGGUGGAAUGCCACAAUGCUCCAUCCUUUACUAAUUCUUUUCACAAGUCCAGGUUUCAUGAUAUGAUGCUUUGAUACUAGCAACACCAGCCAGAGGUCUCCAACCUUUUGUAUAAAAGAACCAUACUAAAGAGACAAUAUAUGAAAGACCAGCAUUGUGUUAUUUUAAAUAUUCAGAGUGCAGGCUCUAUAAUUUUCUUCAUUCAUGUAUUUGAAGGACCAUAAAUUGGCAAGCAUUGAUUUAAAAAGUUCCAAUGGAGGACAAGGUAGCCUGAAAUGCAGGACUGAACAUGGAACUCUCAGAAAUAUUUCGGCCUAUCUUGUACAACACCUACAAGUUAUUUAUAUGAUGUUUGAGUUAACUUGGUAUAACGAUGGCAUAUUUCAUUAUCUUUCAUAGAUAGACUUGCAGCAGAAAAGGGCAAUAACACUAGUGGAUGGAAAGACAUUUGCUCACAACAACAAAUGCGGGUAAACUUUGUCAUGUUCGUGGGCAAAAUGUGAAUAUGUUACAGUGCAUGUUUAAGUUAUAAAGUCUCACCAAAAUUAACAUUUAAUCUGUAUGUGGUACAACAGGAGUUGUCAGGAAAUGUAAAAACAAAGCAACUUGACCUAAUUUAUUUUUAUUUAUUUUUUUUUAAAUUUUUUUUUUAGAUAUUUUGAAACAUCUGCACUUACAGGAGAAGGCAUUAGUGAGAUGUUCCAAGAACUGCUGUUCAAUAUAAUGAACAAGAAGACAGAACAGUCCACUGGUGGGUUAAAUAAGAGCAAAAUUCUGUAAAAAAAAAAGGGAGAUCCAACAAGUGAUGGAUAGUUUCAAGUCAUCACAGGUUUUUGACUGCCAAAGGAUAACAAGUAUGAAGAGAAUUCUUAAUGAAGUAAGAACAAAGCAAAAAAAACCAGAGGAAGCUAAAAACAAAUAUCGGCCACCUUCCCAACAGGAAAACUACAGCCAAGUACAAUUGAUAACAUUGACUUUCCUCAUUGAAACAUGAGUAGCCCACCCGGCAGAAAGUGACUGGUUUUGUAUCUUGUAUUGGAAAAAUAUCCACUCGAAUUUUGAAUAAAUUUACUAACAUUGUUCACACCCAUAAAGACAGCAUUGAUGUAAAAUUCGUGCAUGUAAAAUCAUAUUUGUUGUUGAUAUGAAGAAGAUACAUACAAAGCUUUUACAUUUAUUUGUUCACUAUUUAUAGACAGAGAGGAAACAGAGAGGAACAGAAGAGGAUAGUUUUCAUGUCAUCUGUGGCACCCCAAUGGUCCAAGGACUAAGGGACAUGAUGAUGAUGAUGAUGUAUAAGAUGCUGUUUCUGUAGAGACGUUCCAAAAACAAAUAUUCGUGUACCCUGAAGUGUUAGCUGAAUUCUUUUCAGUAAUUUAAUAUGUACUUCAUAAAUGAUUUGAUCAGACCAGGGAUACUUCCCCAAAAUACUGUAAUGUAAAUAAUAAACCGAUUUAUUUCAAAGAAAGCAAAAAAUAGACAAAUGUAUUCAUUCUUCUUAUUUUGUCAAUUUGAUUAUUCCAAAUGCUUGAUAGCAGGCGCAAAUAUAGAAUCCCUGAUCAAAAGUUUUGAGUCAGUUUUUAAAAAAUUCCAGUCAAGAGAUCGUGUAGGCAAAUAGUGUGUGAGGUCAUUAGAUAGCAGACGUAAUGAUUUUGACUGAAAGUAUGUAAUAAUAUUGCGAAAUGCAGUUAUUGCAAUAAACCUCUGUGUCGAAGUGCUUCUUUGAAUCUUAAAUCCCAAAACAACAUCUUUGGGCGACAUGUCACUGGGCAAUGCUAUUCGAACCAACGCACACCACCAUGUGAUUUCAACUUGAAGCUGCACCAAAAUAAGUUGAAGCCGCAUAAAGAAAUUACAAAUAUUUAAUUAUAGAACAACUGAUAUUUUUAUGCAUCUGCAGUGGCUACUUGAUAGAAAGGCAAAUUGUUCUCAUCGGAAUGAGUUCCAGGAAAAAAAUCCUGACUUGGUUUCUUAAUAAAAUUCCUUAUAAGCUUUGUCAAAAUUGUUAAUUUAAACUCUAUAGCAC